CAAUUACUCACCAUAACGAUGUUGUGCUCUUGUACAGGCCUUUCAUAUUUGAGACUCCAUGCCCAGCGAUUUAGGUAGUCCGAUGUGCGCGCUACAUAUGUACGCCCUCGUCGCUUCACGACAUCACGACUUCAGGCGGCUGAAUCGCGUCAUCGGUAGACCAUGCCUUUGGUCAACCCUACGUUUGCAGUAGCCACCACAGGACUAGAACUGCCGAGCACUUUAGACCCGCAGCUGCCAAGGUGAUAAUACUCGAGACGGUAUAAUCACAGUGGGAUCCAUUAUGAUUUCUUAGAAACCUCUCACAACGCAUCGCAAACCUCAAAAUGGCGCUCUUCGACUCGCCGAAGAACCCUGGAGGGCAUAUAUCACCAACAGUCGAUCACGGGCAUGAUGAAGAUUUUGAGCGCAUCGACCCUGAGCUGGGAGUGAAGCGCGGCUUGAAGACUCGACAUCUUUCGAUGAUGGCUCUGGCGGGAAUUAUCGGUCCUGGUAUCUUAGUCGGCACUGGUGGUGCGCUCUCGAAUGGAGGUCCUGCUUCCCUCAUCAUUGGCUUCGGUAUCAUCGGUAUCAUUGCAUGGAGCAUCACGCAGUCCUUGGGCGAGAUGACGACACUCUAUCCAACCGGUGGCGCCUUCAUCACCCUCUCGAAACGCUUUGUGGACGAAGCUUUCGGAGUCGCAAUGGGCUGGAACUAUUGGCUAGUCUGGGGAUGCGUGCUUGCCAACGAGUACAAUGUUAUCUCCUCGCUUUUAGUAUUUUGGAGCGACAAGGUGCCGUUGUGGGGAUACUUCCUCAUCUUUUGGUUUGCGUUCCUGGGCUUCCAAAUGAUCGGAGUCGAGUCUUUCGGCGAAGCUGAGUUCUGGCUAGCUUUGGUCAAGCUGUUCGGUCUCUGUGCCUACUUCAUCUUCGCAAUCAUCUACGCUUCUGGUGGACUGAUUGGACAAGACGAAGCGCUUGGCUUUCGGUAUUGGCGAGACCCAGGAGCAUUCACCAAUGGAUUUAGAGGAGUCGCACAGGUCUUCGUCUUCGCUUCGACCUUCUACGUUGGCGUGGAGGCUGUCGCGGUUGCAGCUACCGAGACAAAAAACCCAAGUGUUGCAGUCCCACUAGCCAUCAGACAGGUCAUCUGGCGCAUCUUGUUCGUCUACAUGGGUGUUGCCUUCUUCUUCGGUCUCACCUGCCCAGCAAACGCAGAUGGCUUGAUCAAUGGCGAGAGUCGCGCCCUGAAGAGUCCAAUGACUAUUGCGAUCCAAAACGCUGGCUGGGAAGGGGGUGUGCAUCUCAUCAACGCCUUCAUCUUCAUCACAGUCAUAUCCGCAGCCAACAGUUCGAUCUACAUUGGUUCCCGUACAAUCUUAUUUAUGGCGAAAGACGGCGGUGCGCCAGCAUUCUUGGGCUGGACCAACAGCCGCGGAGUGCCCGUAUACGCCAUCAUCCUCACCAACUUGUUCGGUGUCCUGAGUAUGAUGAACAUCUCCACGGGCGGUGGUAAGGCGUAUUCUUACAUCAUUAACUUGAGUGGGGUAUCGACUUUUUUGGUCUGGGCAGGUAUUUCGCUCACGCACAUCCGAUUCCGUCAAGCAUGGAAGGACCAAGGCCGAUUCCCCGAUCAGCUCCCCUUCAGAGCUGCGCUACAUCCAUGGAAUGCCUACUUCGGUCUCUUCGCAAACGUCUUCCUUGCAUUUGUUCAGGGCUGGACUACGCUGUCACCAUUCGACGCUGGUACAUUCGUCGAUGCUUAUAUUCUCCUGCCGCUGUUUGGCAUCAUCUUCUUCGUCUACAAGUUCUGGAAAAAGACUAGGUGGUGGAGGAGUCUUGAGGUGGACCUCAAUUCAGGUAUGCGGAAGGACCUGGAAGCGAAGGAUGAGAACAUCGAAUCUAUUCAGCAGAAGAGCUUUCUGAAACGUGUUUGGGCCAGCUUUUAGGCAUCGUUCGAUACGGAAUCUGGCCAUUGCAAUCGACGUAGUGUAAAUAAGUCGGUUUCACAGCUCACAGUCAAGUGCGCCAAAUGUGAUUGCGACGAUCGGUCGCACGCAUUCACAGUACCAUGACACAAAGAUGAACGAUUCUGCGCCUUUCGAUGUCCACAGUCUUACUGAAAACAGAAUUUGGACACCCUUGAUGUGGAGCUUUGUGGACUACUGCCGCACGCGUGGCCGACCGCUAGACAGCAGACCGGCUGUGUUGCGAGACUACUCACACAGUCCGCCGCGAAUUCCACAGGGACCCACACACACGCCUCAUGGGUUCCUCGUACAUGGCACGCCUGGAACACACGCCAGCGACAGUUACUUUGCUCUCUCUGUCACUUCGGCUGUUAGCGGAGACCAGAUCGGAAUGACUGCUAAUGAUGUGGGCAAUACCUGCCUAUACAAC
Didymella exigua CBS 183.55 is the source of this 2379-nucleotide messenger RNA. RefSeq lists its product as uncharacterized. The coding region runs from base 327 to 1928 and encodes 533 amino acids. NCBI's taxonomy places the organism in Eukaryota, Fungi, Ascomycota, Dothideomycetes, Pleosporales, Didymellaceae. Gene Ontology annotation, cellular component: membrane. Gene Ontology annotation, molecular function: amino acid transmembrane transporter activity. Gene Ontology annotation, biological process: amino acid transmembrane transport. The record is from RefSeq and is a predicted model, not a curated record. The transcript has a single exon.